AUGCGUUCAUGGCUACUGCUGGCGGCCUUCCGCGAGGCAGUCAGCGAUGACGCAGCAGCCUCUGGGGCAGCCUCAUACUGGCGGGGCGGCCGGGUGCAGGCAGCAGAGGAACCCAACUCCCCUGCACCGAUCAUUGAAAUCGAAGAUGGUCAAUUGCAAAUAGACUAUCAAGGCGAUGCUCCUGCUCAAGAGUGUUUGGAGUACUACCUUGACAAGCUGAAGGUCGAGGAGAUGCAGAACCAGGUACUCCACGAGAAGCUGGCCACAUCCACCCGCCAAAGAAGCGGAUCGGUUCGUCCUCGUGGAGUUCUCGUCUUCCUUUUGAUGGAGAACGCGGAUAAGGUGUUGCACAAAGACCUGGCCUUGUCCCUGAGAUGCUUGGCGCGCUUCUUCUGGCGCUAUCCGGUUGUCAUCUUCCACACCAACAGCACGACGGCCUCGGAAUUGGAUUGGAUGCGCUCCGUCAUUCCGGGUCACUUGCAUGUGGACUUCGAAGAGGUGUCUUUGGGUUUUCCUGCAUCGCUCACUGACUUUCCGGGCGGGCCCGACGCUUUUCUACGCCCGCCGUCCUGCAUGCUUGACGGGCAGCACCAGUGGGGCCUACAGCGCAGCUGUGGCUGCCGCUGCCCAGCUUGGCGACCGCAGUGCUGGCCGCUGAACUGGAUGCAUGCCACGCACUUCUUCACCGCUGGAAUGUUCCGAACGAAGACGUUUCAAGAUGGCGGCUAUCAUUACUUCUUGCGACUUGACAUUGACCUUUUCUUCGUGGAAGCGCCUGUGCUAGAUCCGUUCCAGCACAUGGCAGACCAUGGUUGCGUUAUGGUCUAUGAUCGGCUCUCCCGUGAAGCUCCCGGCUGCUUUGAUGACUUCAACCAUCGCUGUCAGGAGUUCUUGGACAUGAUUGAAUACGAUGGCCAACCCGAUGGAGACAUUCUGCAAGUAG
Molecule: messenger RNA, 943 nt
Organism: Symbiodinium necroappetens
Lineage: Eukaryota; Dinophyceae; Suessiales; Symbiodiniaceae
Source: the annotation of a GenBank genome assembly